Neurospora crassa OR74A is the source of this 575-nucleotide messenger RNA. RefSeq lists its product as hypothetical. Bases 81 to 575 code for a protein of 164 amino acids. The record is from RefSeq and is a predicted model, not a curated record. NCBI's taxonomy places the organism in Eukaryota, Fungi, Ascomycota, Sordariomycetes, Sordariales, Sordariaceae. The transcript is spliced from 2 exons.
CCGUCGACCUCCCACGGCCUCAUCUCAGCCAUCCAUCACCGAACUGCAGCAGCCACCACUAACAGUUCGAUAUCGCCAAAAUGGGUCGCAAAGAUAGGAACCCCACUUGGCGAGAGGCCAAUAUCUGGGAGAAGCCCACCCGGAGAUACAGCACCUGGGCGACGACCACAACAUGGAGAACGAACACAUGGGCCAGCAAUGAUGUCGACCCCGAUCCCGAGGUUCAAAAGCACACAGCAGAGGAGGCGAAGACCAAGAAGCCAUCAAGAUGGCGAUGGCGGUCUUUGGCGUGUGGGAUGAAGCACAGUCCAGCCCUAGCCUGCGACAUGUACAAGCCCGCUUUCCCCUGGAUCACCCAUCUCCACUGCCCUUUCCUGUGCAUUUCAGCGUGCCCUCCACCACUCAGGAGCCAGGAACCAGCGGAAAAGGAGGCCCCAUGGACACCAUCCACGUUUCGACUCCCAUUCGACUGGACCCUUGGAGGAAACAUCAGACAACACCUCUGGACUGGUCUGGACAUGGGGGUGACGAUGAAUGCCGGCACGUCCACCGCCAAGAGAGCCAGGAAUGGUUAA